This is a messenger RNA of Ictalurus furcatus (blue catfish), 879 nucleotides long. RefSeq names its product gsk3b interacting protein (gene gskip). The record is from RefSeq and is a predicted model, not a curated record. Gene Ontology annotation, biological process: regulation of canonical Wnt signaling pathway. Bases 14 to 442 code for a protein of 142 amino acids. Lineage: Eukaryota; Metazoa; Chordata; Actinopteri; Siluriformes; Ictaluridae. Gene Ontology annotation, molecular function: kinase regulator activity; protein kinase A binding. Gene Ontology annotation, cellular component: cytoplasm. The transcript is spliced from 3 exons.
CUUAUUUGCCGGCAUGAGCCGGAAGUGCACCGAUGAACUGUCCAUGGAGGAGGGGAUGGAGGUGGACUGUCAGCCAGAGGAUCUGCCCGUGUCCUCCUAUGAUGAGCGCGGUGUUAAAGACAUGAGGCUGGAGGCUGAAGCUAUAGUCAGCGACGUCCUGUUUGCAGUGAGCAACAUGUUCGUGUCUAAAACUCUCACCAGUGGUCUGGAUUUGGCUUUUAUCAACGUGGAGACGAGAGAAGGAAAGCGCUACUGCUUAGAGCUGAGUGAAGCAGGGCUCAGGGUGGUGGGACACACCUUUGAUCAGGUGGAUGCAGGUCUGAGCACUCAGUAUCAUGAGACUGUUUACUCACUCCUGGACUCUCUGAGCCCGGGUUACAGAGAAGCAUUCGGAAAUGCCCUGCUCCAGCGACUCGAGAGGCUCAAACCAAACGGCCAGUGAAAAGUUCAGCCUGAACCCAGGCUCUGCUUCCAGACAUCUUUGCUUGCCAGCAGUCACGCUGCAGUUCUGUGCAACAGUCAGCUAAAAGCAUCCGUGGCAACCUUUCCAAUCUGAAACACCUUCCUGGCUUAUUUUAGUCACACUUUUGAUUUUACAAAGAUGACAAUUUUUUUUGUGUGUUUUAUGCUAUGGGGGGGGAAAGAAAACAAACAGAGGGUGCUGUACGAUUUUGAGUGUAGGGUCUAGAAAAUACUGAAGAUACUUUUGCACAUGACCAACUAAUAACAAAAUUUGUUAAUCACUUGGUCAGCCAAUAUUGUGACUAGAAACAAAAACCAGCUCUGUGCCCUUUUACCCUGUAAAGCUUUACUAUUUUGACUAAACCGGACCUGAAAAGCUGCUUGUUUUUACAAUAAAUAAAUAAAAAAGAAAAACUG